AUGGCAACAUUCGCCACCAACGGACAGCUAACCACGUUACCGGGGCUUUUAACCACCCCCUAUCAACUCUCCACUCGCCGUAAAUAUCCUGCCCCUUCUUCCUCUCAGGAACUCCGCUACAACGCUCCUCCUGCUUCCCCUCGCUUCCCAUCUCUUAAAUAUUGCUACACCUCACCUAACCGGAACACAGAGCCUUCGUCUAAGGAUCAUCUCCUAAAAGCGUUGGGGAAGUCUCUCGUCUUCGGCUCGAUUUCGUCGAUUUUCAGCGGCGGAGGAGGAGGAGGAGGAGGCCACGGAGACGGUGGCGUCUGGAGGGACUUGUUCUCUCUGGCGACUCCAGUGGCCGCCGCGGACGAGAAACACUCACCGGAUUGGGAUUCUCACGGUUUACCGGCGAACAUUGCUGUUCAGCUGAACAAGCUCAGCCGCUUCAAAAAGUACAAAAUCUCCGAUGUUCUCUUCUUUGACCGGCGGAGCAAAACCACCGCCUCCGCGGAAGACUCCUUCUCCGAGAUGGUACCGAUUCAUCCCGGAGAAGCCUACACAAAAGCUCAACUUCAGAAGGAGCUUAAAGCCCUAGCUUCUUCAGGUAUGUUCGAAAAAGUCGAUCUCUUGGGGAACACGAAACCUGACGGAACCCUAGGUCUCACAAUCUCCUUCGUGGAGAGCAUGUGGAAAUCAGCGGAGAGGUUCCGUUGCAUCAACGUGGGGCUACUGACACAGCCUAAGCCGAUAGCUACUGAUGCAGACAUGACGGAUAGAGAGAUGAUUGAGCAUUUAAGGAGCCAAGAGAAGGAGUACAAAAGGAUGAUCGGGAAGGCGAGACCUUGUAUACUUCCUGGACAGGUUCAACGAGAGGUGAUGCUUAUGCUUAAGGACCAAGGCAAGUUAAGUGCGAGGCUUCUAAGGAGGCUUGGUGAUCGAGUUGAGAAAUGGUAUCAUGACAAUGGGUACGGGUUUGCUAGAGUUGUCAACUUUGGGAACUUGAACAGUAAGGAACUUGUCUGUGAAGUUGUGGAAGGAGACAUAACAAGGGUUGUUAUCCAGUUUCGUGAUAAGCUUGGUAAUGUCGUUGAAGGUAACACACAGCUUCCUGUCAUCCAUAGGGAAAUUCCCAAACAGCUUCGUCCAGGUCAUGUGCACAACAUGAACGCUGCGAACCAAGCUCUGAAUAACAUAAAUUCUUUAAAGGUAUUCUCUAGCGUCGAGAUCAAUCCACGUGCAGAUGAGAAAAACGAAGGAGGUGUAGUUGUUGAGAUCAAUCUUAGGGAGGCAGAUCAAAAAUCAGCAGAAGUCACUACAGAAUGGAGUAUUGUUCCUGGACCUGGAGGAGCUCCUUCUUUGGAGUCGUUCCAGCCGGGUGGAUCUGUUAGUUUGGAACAUAAAAACAUCAAGGGUCUUAACCGGUCUCUCAUGGGUUCAUUGGCCACUAGCAACCUCUUGAGUCCUGAGGAUGAUCUUGGGUUUAACCUUGAGUAUGUACACCCAUAUCUAGACGGUGUUUACAGUCCUCGAAACCGUGUCUUCAAAACGAGUGCCUUCAACAGUAGAAAACUUAGCUCAGUGUUCACUGGGGGACCUGGAUUUGAGGAUGUAGUGCCUCCAAUGUUGGUGGACCGAGCUGGUCUGAAAGCUAAUAUUACUGAGAGCUUCACCCGUCAGAGUAAAUCUACAUACGGACUUGUGUUGGAAGAAAUAACAACCCGAGAUAGAAAUUUUGAAAUCUCUACAAAUGGUCUGAGGUUAUUACCUAGUGGAGGAACCAGUGUUGAUGGUCCUUCAACAACUCUAAGUGGCACUGGUAUUGACCGUGUAGCGUUUCUACAAGCGAACGUAACAAGAGACAACACCAAGUUUGUGAAUGGUGCUAUUGUUGGAGAUAGGAGUGUCUUUCAGGUGGAUCAAGGAUUGGGUAUAGGAAGCAAGUUCCCAGUCUUCAACCGUCACCAACUAAGUCUGACAAAAUUCAUUCAGCUGAAGCGUGUUAAAGAAGGAAAAAGUAAGCCACAACCACCAGUGCUAGUCCUCCAUGGCCGUUACGGUGGCUGUGUAGGUGAUCUUCCAAGCUACGAAGCUUUUUCUAUUGGUGGACCUCACUCGGUGAGAGGCUACAGCAUGGGAGAGCUUGGUGCAGCGAGAAACAUUCUCGAGUUAAGUGCUGAGAUUAGAGUCCCUGUGAAGAACACACAUGUGUAUGCAUUUGCUGAGCAUGGAAACGACUUAGGGAGCUCAAAGGACGUGAAAGGGAACCCAACGGAGGCUUACCGGAGAAUGGGACAUGGCUCAUCGUAUGGUGUUGGUGUGAAACUCGGUCAAGUACGAGCUGAGUAUGCUGUCGAUCACAAUCGUGGAACUGGCGCUUUCUUUCUCCGGUUUGGAGAGAGGUAUUAA
Molecule: messenger RNA, 2391 nt
Organism: Eruca vesicaria subsp. sativa (arugula)
Lineage: Eukaryota; Viridiplantae; Streptophyta; Magnoliopsida; Brassicales; Brassicaceae
Source: the annotation of a GenBank genome assembly